This is a messenger RNA of Paramormyrops kingsleyae, 5642 nucleotides long. NCBI's taxonomy places the organism in Eukaryota, Metazoa, Chordata, Actinopteri, Osteoglossiformes, Mormyridae. The record is from RefSeq and is a predicted model, not a curated record.
GGUCUGUGACGACUACUUCGUCCCAUCGCUGGAGAAGAUCAGCGAGCGGCUCCAGCUCAGUGAGGAUGUGGCGGGGGCCACGUUCAUGGCGGCGGGAAGUUCUGCUCCGGAGCUCUUUACCUCCAUCAUCGGUGUCUUCAUCACCAAGGGUGAUGUCGGCGUUGGCACCAUCGUGGGCUCUGCCGUCUUCAACGUCCUCUGCAUCAUCGGCGUUUGCGGGAUCUUCGCCGGCCAGGCGAUCCGUCUCUCCUACUGGGCUCUCCUGAGGGACUCUGUGUACUACACCAUAGCCGUGGCCGCAUUAAUCCUGGUUAUCUAUGAUGAGAAGGUUUCCUGGCAGGAGUCUUUGGUCCUGAUUCUAAUGUACUUGGUCUACAUACUCAUCAUGAAGUUCAACUCGCCAGUGCUGCGCUACUUGGAGCAGAGGAAUAAGGACUCUGCAAGCCUGGCCAAUGGGACGGGCGGCAACAUGGAUGCCGAUGACGGCAACUGCGAUGCCACAGUGGUGCUGCUGAAGAAAGCCAGUCUCCGCGGUAAGCAGUCUGUGCUGAUGGUGGACGAGCUGCUCUCGGCCUACCCCCACCAGCUGACCUUCUCCGAGGCCGGCAUGCGCAUCAUGAUCACCAGCCAUUUCUCCCCCCGCACGCGCCUCACCAUGGCUUCCCGCAUGCUCAUCAUGGAGAGGCAGAGACUGAUCAGUGGCAAGUCCUUCAGUAAUGGCGACUCUGAUGUGGUGGGCAAGGUCCCCGGGAGGCGGAGCUUAGACAACAGGCUGAGUGGGGCGGAGAGCGGUGUCAAAGGCCAACAUGGCCGCCACGGCAUGGAGGAUGGGGAAUGCAUGGAGCCCGGGACCGACAGCGAGAACGAGGACAAUGAAAACGAGGAGGAAGAAGAUGAGGAUGAAGGACCCUUCGUCCCCUUUCACGUUCCAGAGGGGCCCUGCCCCAGGCUGAAGUGGGCUUUGUCGUGGCCCAUCAGCCUGCUGCUGUACUUCACCGUGCCCAACUGCGCCGAGCCGCGCUGGGAGCGUUACUUCCUGGCCACGUUCUUCAUCUCCACGCUGUGGAUCGCUGCCUUCUCCUACGUCAUGGUGUGGAUGGUAACUGUGAUUGGAUUUACACUGUGGAUCCCUGAUGUCAUCAUGGGCAUCAGCUUCCUGGCGGCUGGCACCAGCGUGCCCGAUUGCAUGUCCAGCCUCAUUGUGGCGCGACAAGGCCUUGGAGAUAUGGCCGUCUCCAAUUCCAUCGGCAGUAACGUCUUCGACAUCCUCGUGGGGCUGGGCUUGCCUUGGGCGCUGCAGACGCUGGCUGUCGACUACAACUCCUACAUUCAUAUAAACAGCAAGGGACUUAUCUACUCUGUGGGUCUUCUGCUGGCGUCAGUGUUCCUCACAGUCCUGGGAGUGCACUUGAACAAAUGGACCUUGAACCGGAAGCUGGGGCUGUUCUGCAUGCUUCUAUACUCCGUCUUCCUAUGCGUCUCUAUCCUCAUUGAGUUUAAUGUAUUCACUUUCAUCAAUAAACCCACGUGUCGUGAACUGUGAUUCCACCCCCCACCCCACCUUACACAUUAAUACUGCUGGCCAUAGACAGCAGCAGGGAGGGGGUGACUUGUCUCUCUCGCAACCCUUUUCUGUGUCCUUGGUUACGGACCACAGCUCAGCACUCAAAGGUAUGUCUUUGAGCGAAGCCACUCAGAUAGGACAGAGAUCGAUAUUUUUGAUGACUACUGCCUGCUUUAAUGUGAAACCAAUAAUGUUUUUAAAUUUUGUAUGAGUGAGUAAGAUUGAAUCAUGACUAUUUACCACCCCCACCUUUCGCAGUAAGAUACAUUUUAAUGGCUGCUGACUGUCUGUGUCUGAAGCUAUAGACUGAAGAGACUCGUCACAACUUUUUGCUUUAACCGUUCUGCGCAGUACUGGGAUUUGCCAGAAAAAAAAAAUUGGAAUAGGAAAGUAUGGAUCACCUCAUGCAUAUGUAAAUAUUUGUGGAGGGAAAUUUGGACACAGGCUAUUUGCACAGAAAGGAUCUUCUUGCUGCAGGAAGGACACCCGGUUUCUCCAAGGAUACGAGAAGCUCUGUGAUUUGUGGCGUUUUCUGCUUUUGUUUGCACCCGUGUGCUGCCGAAAAAACUACUGUUUAUUUAUUUAUUGAAGGUUAUUUAUGUGCUUUUGUUUGAAGUUGCUCUGCAUCCUUGCUCAACCAGACAGCAUUAAUUGGUCCUUUUUACUUUCUCUGGUCCUUUCAAACUGUCUCCUUUCAUUAAAUAAACUGGCAUUCUUCCUCAUUUUAUACAGAUCAGUGUUGAUGAGACAGUUAGCAUGUAUACAUGCACAUAUGCACAAACACAUGGUUGGAUACAUUCAUCUUUACGCAAGACAAAAGCUAUGGUGAGGUUUAGGGUUAGGGUUAGGGAGUGACUCAUGAGAGUUUUACUUACACGAAAAUCAGAUUAUAUAGGAGGUGGAUCCAAGCAACUAGAGGAGGCGGGACCAAGACAUGAUUGGUUGGCCCCACCUCCUAUACAAUAUGAUUGGUUAUCUGUCUGAAUCAAUCAUUUUUCAUUCUGCCCUCAGAACAUUUUUGGGUAAAUAAAACUCCCAUGAGCUUUAAAGUAGUGUUGUUGGCCUUCAUAUAUCUGUUCCAUGUUCAGCACAGCCUUGUGACACUGGUUUUGUGUGCACUGACCCCUGCUGGCUGAAUGGCAGGAUUCCAUUUCUGGUCCAUUGCAGUUGGCUGGUUGAUAGGAUCCUUUCUUAAAACACCUCUCCGUGUGAAGACAUAUAGAGGUAUUGUCUCUGACUCCAGGCUCCAUGGAUCUUCCUGUUUAGCUAAGUGCUAAAGUUAGCACAAUAAAAAUCUUCAGGCCAAUGCAUUAGAUUGCAUCCAUCCGUCCUUCCUUCUUCCAUUCAUCCGUCCUUCCUUCUUCCAUCCAUCCAUUUUCUGUAACCGUUUAUCCUAUUCAGGGUCAUGGGGGGCCUGGAGCGUAUCCCGGAUGCUAUUGGUUGAUUCCAGCUUUUGAAAGUAUUUUGCGAAACAUAAGUCGAUAUCUUAAAAUUAUUUUUGCUAGCUGAUUCACACUUUAGUAAUGCUUUCAGCUGGGCUGGAUGUGAGUGUGUGUGCCCUGUGGUGUGUUGCCGACUGCCCACGGUUGGUUCCCGCCUGUGCCCAUUGUUCCUGGGAUAGGGUCCAGUCCCCCCGCGACCCCUCUUGGGAUUCAGCAGUUUCAGAAAAUGGAUGGAUGGAUGGAUGGAUGCCCGUUUGAAUGCCAGUUUGCUUUGGCAUUCAUUUGUUUAGUUUCUGAGUGAUCAGCCUAAUCAGGAGUAGACUGGUUUUCAGGGUGCCCCAGGUCCAGAUAGAAAGGUUUUUUUUUUCCCCAGAAGCAUCAAGCUUCAGCCCACACCCAUGCAUGGACUCAUUGUCAGAAUCACAAAUGGCAGAAACAUGAUCCACAGUUUUAUACGCACUUUUGCUUCAUGGCCUCUUCUGAAAAGGCUGCCACAUGAACAGCUGGGUUGGGCCACCAAGAGCUUUACCGCCGUCUUCAGAGCUUUACCGCCGUCUUCAGAGCUUUACCGCCGUCUUCAGAGCUUUACCGCCGUCUUCAGAGCUCUCCCCGGUGGCCGCCUGGGCUAGGGUGUCACUAGGGUUCAUUAUCCGAUUUUAAAAAACAUUUUAAUCAUUUUAAUAUCAGUUUCAGUCAAAGAAACUAGCUUAACAUUUUAACAUCUACGUAUAUAUAUAUAACAUCUACAUAUAUAUAUAUAUAUAUAACAUCUACAUAUAUAUAUAUAUAACAUCUACACACACACACACAUAUAUAUAUAUGGCUACAUGGAUAUGUGAAGAUUUCACACAUCAAGGUGCAACAACAUAAGUCCCCCAGUACAACGUUCCAUUUUGUUUGUUUAGCUAGUUAUUUGAUGGCUAUGUUUUUAUCAAAUCAACUGUACGGAGUUGUACCGCAAUGAUUCUAUGUAAAGGGGCGUCCAUCCCCCGGCUGUUGUUAACAGUCACCUCUGAAAUAGCCUUUUGGGCCACUAGCGUUGCCAAGAUACUUGAAACAUACUGUUACAGAAAUCUGUGUGUAGAGAAUCAGAUUUGACGCUUUUGGAAUGUCUCCGUUUUUGGCGGGAGACUCCUUGACUGUUUUGUCUUUCUUGCUGAUGUUUUUUCGCUUCCCUUCCGUAAUUUGAUGCAAUUUUAGGUUUUCCAGUUGCUGUUGAUGUGGUUUUUCUUUUAAGUUUUUUGUGUUUGUUUUUGUUUUUUUUUUUGGGGGGGGGGAUGCUGAAACAAACAUGAAAACUAAUAUUUAAAAGGACAUAAUACUGUUACCAGGGAAAGUGCUCAGUAACCAUGAAGGUUUAAUGACUUUUUAUUUAAGGCAAUAAUUAUAAUAUUAUAUACAAGAAAUAUAUAAUAUUUUUACAAGUUUUUAUAAAUAUCUUUGCGUGUAUAUUGUGUAAUAAAAAGUAAAUUACAGCACACAUAAUAGCAUAAUACUGCAGUACAUUAUUUUUACCACUAGAGGUAGUAAUUUUACUACAACGUUGUAGCAACCGGUUAAAAGUGUAAAGAUGCUCCGCACACUCCAGUUAAUGCACGUGCCCAUCUCUGCUUAACUGACCAAACACUUAGACUUUAUUUAGUUAGUUUCACCACACCGAGUUUUAAUACUAAAAACUGUAUUUGGAAAGAGUCUCAAUGCUCAUUAUCAAAAAAGUUAUGAAAGCAUUAAAUCUUUUUGAACUAAACUCAUUAACUGAACUACAUAUAUAUAUAAGUAUAUUUUAUAUGAAGACAGUUUUAAUUUGACAUUUAAGUAUGACUGUCAUAUGGUAGUACUGUAUGCAUGUAUGCAUGCAUGUGUGUCUAUGUGCCUUUGCAUUGUAUGACUGAUGUUUGUCACCAGUUACCAUCAGUAUCUUGCUUUUUCUAGAGUUCAGGAGUUCUAUUUUGUGUUAAAAAUAUUUUCUUUAUUCACAGGGUGUACAUAAAUGCAUAAAUAUAUUUAAUAUAUAAAUUUGUUUUAAUUUAUACAUGUUAAUUACAUAUAAAAACAUAAAUUUGAGCUAGAUUCUUGGUCCUCUGCACUAUUUCGUUUAGAUUUGUUAUGGAAAUACCUUUAAAAGUCAGAAAAGACAUUUGGUUACUAAUAGUAAAAUUGAACUGUAUGAAUAUACUGUAUUUCUGUUACUGCCAUAGCCUGGUAAUUAUAUUGUACAUUGGACAUGGGGUUCUAACAUCAAUACUUACAUUGAUUUAGGCCAUUGGCAGAGUCCAAGGUCACAUGAGGUAGCAUAGCAACUAUAAUAUCAGAAAGGUGGGUUCCAGACAGGGCUUCAGUAACUGUCCUGGAUGAGGUCAAGAGCUUUUCCCUCAGGCUACUUCUGUGGACUAGAUAUAAAAGCGUGGAAAUGAUCAUAUCUGAAUCUCUAUGUUUUGGUUUCUACUAAGUGGGGACUGGACGGUGCCCCCUAUAUUCUUACAGUUGUCUUAUAAGUCGUAUAUCUUUGUAUAAGUUGUUUUUCCUGGAGCCGAGCUCAUUUUGGGCAAACAGUUGCAAGACGUGUCUAGUUUUGGAACAUUUGAGGAUUUCUGUCAUGAGGAAGAUGAUGUGUGAAUAAAUUAUAUAUGAAAUUA